Molecule: messenger RNA, 2631 nt
Organism: Trichoplax adhaerens
Lineage: Eukaryota; Metazoa; Placozoa; Uniplacotomia; Trichoplacea; Trichoplacidae
Exons: 22
Coding region: 1-2631 (876 amino acids)
Biological process (GO): positive regulation of GTPase activity
Molecular function (GO): GTPase activator activity
Source: RefSeq, a predicted model, not a curated record
AUGUACGAUAUGCAAUCAACAAUUAAUGAUUUUCCAUCGAGAGCUCACUGUUUGACUCGCUGGUACGGAGUGAAAGAAUUCAUAACUAUUACUCCUGCGAAGGCAGAAUAUGCUAUCACGAGUGAAUCAAAAGGCAAUCAGCUUUUGAGUGCGGUAUCUAUCUGUCUCUCUAAUACAAAAUGUGAAUUACCAAUAUUUUUACAGCUGCAGCAAUUACGACGGCGACUAUAUGUUGGUCUGUGCCUCAAUCGAAAUUUCCGUGCCAAUUUCGAGAUGGUACAGUUGAACAAUACCCCAUCUCAGUAUAGACAUUUGUCUGGAUUAAUAGAUAUUUUCAAGUCUAAAUUAGUAAGUUUAUGUUGUUCAUAUAUACCUUCUGCGGAAAUAUCUGUUUCCAUUCGUCAAACUUAUAUAUUAAAUUGCUUUACAUAUUCGCCUUGGGUGCCACAGGAAAUACCUGACCUUUCAAACUAUAUAACCGGAGGCAUAGGCACUUCUGACUUUCAAUCUUUACCUUUUGGCAGCAUAGAAGAUCCGAUCACUGAUAUCUAUCUUGCAGCUACUUGGCCAAGUGUUGCAGAAUCGGCUCUUGUUGAUAACAACUUGUACAGUGAUCUAGACCCAUAUGAAGCACCUUUAUGGUCUGUAAGAGCUGUAAUGACGAAAAAGCCAUGUUUAUUAGAGAGUUACUUGAGCCGCUUCAUAGAUGUAUGUAGAAGUGUUGAAAGUACUGAUGAAUUAAUCGGUUUUGCGAAUUUUUAUGACAAUGUCGAAAUGGACAGUCAUGUCGUUCAGGCCUUAGAUAAAAUCACGGACUCUUCGGUGCAUCCGAUUCUUGAUAAGGGCCUGGCGCGCAUUGUGUCUAAAGCGACGAAUCGUGUAAGUCGCGCGGGGAGUGAGGAAUCGCACAUUCCUUCAGCAGUCUUGUCUACAGUAAUGCAGUGCCUUUUUCCUGAUUCAAUAAAAACCGAAGACAGAUCUUAUGGCGAUCAGUCGAGCAGCUUUUACCACAAUAACACUGCUACGGAUUAUUCUUGGCAUCCGAUAAACAAAUACAAUAGCAAUUCAUCUUCUGCUCCUGAGGGUAGUCUGACACACACACUAGCAAUAAGCUUAUGUAUAAUCAAUAGAAAUUAUGGAGGUCUAAGAGCGAUCGCUCAUCUGUGGCGAGAAUUUAUCAUGGAGUUACGCUAUAGAUGGGAAAACAAUAUCAUUAUUCCUAUGUUGGAAUUAGAGGCUCCAAACUUGCAGUUUAGUCUACUACAUCAAAAGUUUCAGAUGCUUAACUGUUGUAUUCUACAACGACGCAAACGUGAAUUACGAUCGCAUUCCGAAAAUCUUAUUUUCAAAUCUGGGAAUUCUUUAAGCUAUGGAAAGAUUAUGCGAUCUAUGCUAGAAAGUCGCGAAACAGAGGAAGAGGUCCUGACUAGUAAAUUAAAUUAUAGUGAUGAUAGAGAGGAAGAAUCUGUAUCAUAUCAAGAAAAUGUAAAAGUUGAUGGCGAUAUUUAUGUAAAAGAUAACGCAUCUAACGAUCGUAGUGAUAUGCAAAUACCUAUAGGUGUAAAGGAAGAAUUCAAUUUAUUACUUCUAGAAACAAAAACUCCCAUGAAUAUUCCUAUCACCCAGGAUCCAACUCCGAUGACGGAAGAUAUGUUGUCAGAACAAGCUGAGAUUCUUACUAAACUUGGAACAUCGGAAGAAGGCAUUCGUAUUCGUGCUCGUAUGCAAAGUGCUUCUCUCUUAUCGGACAUGGAAGCUUUUAAGGCGGCAAAUCCGGGAUGCAUCUUAGAAGACUUUGUUCGAUGGUAUUCACCGCGCGAUUGGAUACCGAUAGAAUGCAGCGGUAGUCAAGAAAAUUUGACUCAAGAUAACGUUUCUUGGUAUACGCAAGGCCAUCUUAGCACUAGAAUGCGCAUACCUGGUAAUAUUUGGGCGGAGGUAUGGGAAGCUGCUAAGCGCAGUCCUGCUUAUAAACAAAAGAGGUUAUUCGAUGAUACGAAAGAAGCGGAAAAGGUUUUCCACUACCUUAAUAAUUUAAAACCAUCUGAAGUAGCGCUGCAGUUACUUUCAGUGGUAGUUCAUGCUGCCAUAUUCCGUGCUAAAUCUUUAGAUUUAUCUAACUUACCAAAUGUAAAUACCAUGAUUGACAGCAUUGUCAGUCGUGCCUGUCGUUUAAGUGUUAAAGAACAUACAGAUUUGCUGAAAGAUAUCAAGAGCAUAGAGUGCAUAAUUUCAGCACGUCAGUCUCUUGCUGCAAAAUUUAUAUGUUACGAAGUUGAAGAUUAUGGUCUAGGGAAGCUGGAAGGCUUUGCUGGUAAUCUUUUGAAUCAACCUGAAGUUACAAUCGAGGGCUCUGGAAAGGGUCUAUUAGGAAAGAUCAUAAAUCAAGCGUUUGUUUCAUCGAAGAAGUUUGCUUUGGAGACUUUCAAUGAACCUCAUGUAGCCAAGCAAGAGUUAAGUUCGUCGAAGCUAGGCUUAAGCGAAAUAUGGGCUCAGGAGUUUAUUUUACGAACCCAGCUAAGUAGGCCGGUAUCAUCUUCUAGGCCAACUCCGCAAAGAUUAUAUAGUGCCUGUACAAAAGAUGAAUUCAGGAUGGCGGGAACGUUUUGCAAUGAUACUAUAUUUCAGUAA